AUGGGUACAUGCGAGGGUAGAGAAAUCAGUGUAGAUUCUGAUGGUUCCAGUGAAGGAUCUGAAAGUACCUCAGGGGGAUCGGGAGACAGCGAUGACGUUGAGCCAGACGAUGAGGAUGAGGUGGUUCGUGGGGCUGAACCAUAUAGAUUCGAGCCACUGGCAAGACCACGCCAACAGCAAGGUGACGCUGCUGCUGCUGACGACGCCGACCCCGAUGAAGAACAAGAUGGGAAUGACCAAGCUGCCAACAACGAACGAUUGAACAAUACCGACUGGUGUUCCUGUGGUAAAUGUGUGGUGAUGGAGUUCGUUCAUAACUGCAUUUGCUGUAAAGAGAUUGCAGCCAUACAGGAGAAAAUUGUUCAUACUGGAGUCGACACUGAGGGUUUCAGAUGUUUUACAGACCAUCCCUGGUAUUCGGCUACAUGUCUGAACCCCGGAACACUAGAGACAGCGUACUAUGCGUACCGACAACAGUAUGGGGCUAGAGCUGUUGAAGGUGACCUUCCACGAAAGUACAGACAUGUGUCUUAUCGGCAGGUGAUCGGGUGGUGUAAUGGUUACCUUGGAAGACACAACAGAGUGCCCCUCCCAGCAUGCAUAAUGGAGAUAACCAGAACGACUUUCCCCGAUGAAGGAGGCAACUAUGAAGGGUUUAGAUUUCCUGACCUUGAUGACAUGUAGAUUUACAAUAUAAUAACACAUAACUGGAUGUCAGUAACACUUUUACAUGGUUUAGGAGUAAAUAUACACUUUACAAUGUAAAUAUGAUGAUAGUCUUUCAAAAAUGAGACUGAACGGUCAAGCGUUUUUGUUAAGUUUACAAAAGAGGCCUUUGCAUUUUUUUUUUUUUUUUUUUUUUUUACAAAAUAUUUUACAUUCAAAGUUAUUUGAAUCUAUUUGAGGGAACGCCAUGUCAAAUUCAAUUUUGUGAUGCACUCAUGGACGAGUAGGAAAAAUAAAACAGAAUUUGUAUUUUACAAUAAAAAAAACGUACAUGUGUUUGUUAAUAUUUAAUAGUCAUAGACCUCACCAUGAUGUCAAAUUUGAAAAAUACGUUGUUACAUUUUUAUUUGAAAAUGUAGUGGUAGCCAUGGCUAGUUAUAUUGGUCGAGUUCAGUCGAAUAGUAUUCUAGUGUGCAAACCAAGUAACAAUAAAUGCAUGCUGAAAUGAAUGCAUAAUGAAUA
Molecule: messenger RNA, 1188 nt
Organism: Asterias rubens (European starfish)
Lineage: Eukaryota; Metazoa; Echinodermata; Asteroidea; Forcipulatida; Asteriidae
Product: P2X purinoceptor 7-like
Exons: 4
Coding region: 1-684 (227 amino acids)
Source: RefSeq, a predicted model, not a curated record